UCUCUCUCUCUGUUCCUCUCUCUCUUGAUUUGCUGCAACCACAUUUCCUGCUUUAGAUCAACAUCCCUUCUUUAGAACCAUCUCUCUCUUAUUCUCAACGAGGCUCUAAAGAUCAGCUCUAGAAGGAAAUGGCUUCCAAACACAAGAUGGGCUACAAGUGUCGGAUAGCAGGAGUGAUGCUUCUCCUCUUGACCAGCAUCGCUGCCCUCAUUGCUGUUGCUGUUAUCCAGGACACUUGGAGGUUUUUAGAAUACAGCAAAGAGUACGGCAUAGUGAUAGACGCUGGCUCAUCUCGUUCCAAUGUGUACCUGUAUGAAUGGCCAGGAGCGAAGGAGAACGAAACAGGAAUAGUGACCGAGACAUUAAACUGUAAAGUUGAUGGUAAUGCCAUCUCCGACAUGAAGGUUAACCCUGAGCUCGAUGAUAAGACAAUGGCAGGAUUUAGGAAAUGCAUGGACAUCGUCACUAAAACCAUUCCUCCAACAAAACACAACAGUACACGCCUGUUUCUCGGAGCUACAGCUGGGAUGAGACUACUGCAAAUGAAAGAUGAACAGAGAGCCAAUAAUGUCCUGGCAAAACUCAGACAAUACCUGAGUUCCCUCCCCUUCAUGUUUCAAAAUGCUUCAGUCAUCACUGGGCAGGAAGAAGGGCUUUAUGGCUGGAUCACUGUCAACUACCUAAUGGGAAACUUGGUAGAGAAAAACAUGUGGAACGCAUACGUACGGCCGCAGGGAGCAAAGACUGUGGGCUCCAUGGAUCUUGGAGGAGCAUCAACACAGAUUGCCUUUGCGGUCCAGGAUGAUCUCAAGGGACCCGACUACCUGCGUGUCAAACUGUAUGGUUACCCUUACAAUGUCUACACACACAGUUUCCUCUGCUAUGGCAAAAAUGAAGCUGGGAAGUUGGUUCUGGAGAAAGUAGUCCAGCAAUCAUCUAACCCCAAAAACAUAACAAACCCCUGCUAUCCUAAAGGUUUCAAUACUACCAAAAAGGCUUCAUCAAUUUUUGAGUCACAGUGUACAAAGAAACCGCAAAACUAUGACCCCAAUCAAGAGUUGACCUUCUUUGGUGGUGGCGACUCAGACAGCUGUGGGAAAGUAGUGAAAUCCAUAUUUGAUUUCAAGACCUGCUCCUCGUCUCAGUGUUCCUUCAACGGGGUGGAGCAGCCACCAGUCACCGGAGAUUUCCUGGCAUACGCUGGAUUCUUCUGGACUGCCAUGGCUCUGCAGUUGAAUGGCACAUCACACAUUAAUCACUUCAACAACUCAGUUAGGAACUUCUGCCACAAAAACUGGGCAACGCUGAACGCACAAAAGAACGUCAAAUUCAUCGAGACCCACUGUUACGCAGGUCAUUACGUCUUUACUUUGCUGGCAGAUGGAUACAAAUUCGACACUAACACCUGGAAAAACAUUAACUUUCAACAACAGGUAAAGAAAACUAAUAUAGGCUGGAGUUUGGGCUACAUGCUGAGUAUGUCCAACAUGAUUCCUUCCGAAGUGAAGAAAAUCCCUCCUAUGUCAAACCCCGUCUUUGCCGGCCUCAUCUUUCUAUUUUCGGCGCUAACAAUUAUGACUGUUGUCUUAGUUUUCAUCAUUUUCAUUCGCACCUGCUACUGAGAGCGUAGGUUACAGAGGGAAUCGCCGGCUAUUGAAAGGCCUGGGAACUGCUGUAAUUCUACAAGAGGUUCGGAGAAUCCUACAGUUGCAUGUGCCAAGAUGCCUGGACUGGACGUUAACAAUCAAAUGUGUUAUUAUUCAGGUUGAGACAAACUAGCUUUUAGUUUAAAAAACAAACAAACUGAAGAGCCUCAAAAUCAAUGCAGUACGUUGUGCUGGCAUCUUUGAGUGUUUUAGCUUCAGAUAAAAUAUGUAAAAGCAGCUUUAAAAAGCAUUAGACCACUCUUCAUUCUCUACCUCAGGGAAUCUUACAAAAAUUAAUGUACUUUUUUUAAUUUAGUUGACUGUGCUCAACAAAAUAGUGAUAGUGUUUGUCUAAAUGGCACAAAAAUAUAAUAGCAUCCAUCAGUCUCCAUGUGCUUGUUCUUGUUGUGCAAUUCCCAAAAUGAGUCGAACGCCCGCUUUAGACCAGAGCACGAGUUACUGUUUCUUUCCCUGCAUUUUACAUGUUAUAGCACUGAAAAUGGUAGCAAAUUGUUGUACUGUAGCUUUAAUGUAUUGUUUUAUAUUGUGUAUGGUCUUGCCAAACUUUAAGCGCACAACGAUAGCUUUUUUGAAUUAAC
Pelmatolapia mariae (spotted tilapia) is the source of this 2245-nucleotide messenger RNA. It is a transcript of the gene entpd3, whose product is annotated as ectonucleoside triphosphate diphosphohydrolase 3. Gene Ontology annotation, cellular component: plasma membrane. Lineage: Eukaryota; Metazoa; Chordata; Actinopteri; Cichliformes; Cichlidae. The record is from RefSeq and is a predicted model, not a curated record. The transcript is spliced from 10 exons. Gene Ontology annotation, molecular function: hydrolase activity. The coding region runs from base 129 to 1622 and encodes 497 amino acids.